GCUGUUGAUGUUGCAGUGCAGUCCGCUUGCUUGCUUGGUCGUCGUACGGCGACGUCGCGGCGCUCGCAGCGGUUCAAGUGCGGUGGUGUGUUUUGUGCCAAUGCGACCGCGGCGUCGCAGUUGCAGAGCUGAUGAUCGCGAGCACGACGAGUUCUCAAGUGUGCAGAGCGUACGCCGCAGCUGAAACAAUUCCUACGUCGCUCAGCGCUCGCAACUGCGAGCUGCUCUCCGCUGCAGCAAGAGCUAGCCUGGCGACACAGCCUGCUAAACGCAGCGGCUGCCUAGCGCGCUCGCGAGCUGAGCGGUGCAAACGCAGUCGUCCAAUCGCAUUUAUCGAGAUCGGUAAGAGAACCGCGCGUGACGCGCCGCCGCGUGCGUGAAACUCACAAGCACCUUGCUGCAGCUGUGCAGCACGCGACGACGUCAAGCGAUGCCCAAGCCCAGCAAGAGCAAGAAAGGCAAGGGCAAGAAGCCGCCGCCGCCGCCGUCGUCGAGUUCAUCGGACGCCGAGAGUAGUGAUUCGGACGACGAGCGAAGCUACGAGGACGCGCCGCGGACCUGGGGCGACGCCGAAAGAGCACAAAACAGCGAGCAACAACGUGAAUCGGGAGCGCUCCAGCAGCUCAAAGACCAAGCCCUCGAUGAUCUGAGUAGUGACGACGAGGACGCGGGCAACGCGACGGGCCGCGUGCCGACGCACUGGUAUGAAGGGUAUGAUCACAUCGGGUACGAUGUGAGCGGCAGUAAAGUAGUGCCCGAGAAACCUCUAGAUGGUUUAGAUUUGGCGAUCGAGGCGGACGACGGCGAGGGCGUGACGGUUUAUGACAAACUAAAUGGGCGGAACGUUCGUAUUUCCAAGAGGGAAUUGGAGCAGAUCCGACGGCUCAAGAAGGGCGCCUUCGCGAACCCCGAGACGGAGAUGUACCCGGAUACGUAUCGGUCUUCUGUUAUUGAGACUACUCCAUUACACAACGCGCCGGAACCCAAACGUAGAUUCAUCCCCUCGAAGUGGGAGGGCAUGCGCAUCCACCGGCUGGCCCAGGGCUUAGCUGAUGGAAGGCUACGAACUAGAGAAGAAAACAGACGUCUGAGGAAGGAAGCUAGAGAUCCGGAACGGCGGUUCCUGGAGGCGGCGGCUAGCAUGUGGGGUCCCGAGGACGUCGAGGAUCCGUCGGGGCGGCGGAAGGGUCCGUUGCCCGUGCCUGCUCCCAAAUUAAAGUUGCCAGGACAUGAGGAGAGUUACAGACCUCCUGCGGAGUACUGCGUGGACGACGAGGGACGGCCAUUAACGGAGCCGGAGGAGGGCCAAGAUUUCGUGCCAAAGCAGCACGACUCCUUACGACGAGUAGGUGUGUAUGAGAAGGGCGUCCAGGAGCGGUUCGAGCGGUGCCUGGAUUUGUAUCUGUGCCCCCGCAAGUUGAAAAGGAGACUCGCCAUCGACCCCGAAUCUUUGGUGCCGAAGCUGCCCGAUCCUAGGGACUUGAAGCCGUUCCCGAACGCGCUAUGUCGGUCCUUCAUCGGCCAUACUACGGCAGUGGUCGCUCUGGACUGUUCGCGCGACGGCCAGUGGCUCGUUUGUUUCAGUGUCCUAAUCAUCGAAGCGCGCAUUUGGUCAAGGCGCGGCUACCCAUCUGUGGCAGACCGACGUCGUUUGAGCGCGCGAUAGUUACUUCGACCGGCGUUAACCCAUUGGUGGCUGUGUUACGCAUUUACCAAGACCCGGCGAGACAUAUAUAUACCUACACAGGCGACGGCGGACGACAGCGGCCGCGUGCUGUUGUGGGAGGUGUCCACCGGGAAGUUAAUCAGAGAAACGGCGGUCCCGGGGCCCUUGUCAGCUUUGAGAUGGAACCCGCACCUCGAGCACCACGUCCUAGCUGUUGCCGGCAAGGAGGGUGUAUAUCUCGUGGACACGAGAACAGCGAGAGGCGACGACCGCGAGGCCACCAAGGCUUUGCUGGAGGGCGAGGACGACGAGGGGGUCAUAGAGCAGCGCCGGGACGCGGAGGUUGUUGGUGUCUGGUCGACGCUACAGCAGGAGCCUUGCACUAUCGUCAAAUGUGCGUUAGCCGCCCCAGCGCGGACGGUGGCCUGGCAUGCGAGGGGCGACUACCUCGCGACGGUGUCGCCCGACGCCAUCGCGUCGAUGCAGUGCGUCGUGCAUCGCUGUUCUCGGAGAUCUUCCCAGGCACCCCUCAAAAGGGGCGACAAGGGGGGCCAGAUCCAGAGCUGUGUCUUUCACCCGUCCAAGCCCUUUUUAUUUGUUGCUUCGAGAACUACGGUCCGCUUGUACCACCUUGCGAGGCAGGAGCUCGUGAAGACGUUGCGAUCGGGAUGCAAGUGGAUCUCCUGUCUGGCCAUCCAUCCCGGUGGGGACCAUUGUGUGGUCGGGAGUCGGGAUCUGCGGCUGUGCUGGCACGACCUGGAUCUGGGGGAGCAGGCCCAUCGCACGCUCAAAUAUCACGACAAAGCACUCAGGGCGGCAACGUUCCAUCCUAAAUCUUCGAGGUAUCCUCUGAUGGCGACGUGUUCGGACGACGGCACGGUCCAGGUCUUCCACGCGAAGGUCUUCGACGACUUGACGACGAACCCUUCCAUAGUACCGGUGAAGCGGCUGGACGUGUCUUCACCAAAAGGCUGCUUGGACUGCGCGUUCCACCCGACGCAGCCGUGGCUCUUCUCUGGUAGUGCGGACGGGUCGGUGAAGCUGUUCCACGCGCUGUGACGUAAUUUAUUCUAUUAUC
Messenger RNA from Pelagomonas calceolata, 2744 nucleotides. NCBI's taxonomy places the organism in Eukaryota, Pelagophyceae, Pelagomonadales, Pelagomonadaceae. The record is from the annotation of a GenBank genome assembly.